Dracunculus medinensis (Guinea worm) is the source of this 981-nucleotide messenger RNA. The record is from the annotation of a GenBank genome assembly. NCBI's taxonomy places the organism in Eukaryota, Metazoa, Nematoda, Chromadorea, Rhabditida, Dracunculidae.
UUAUAUGAGCUUUCGGAUGAUUCAAAGCGAAAAGAAUGGUUAGACGAUUGGCUGGGAUUUAUGCAUCGGAUAGGUAAACCUGUAACUCGAAUACCUAUAAUGGCGAAGCAAGUACUUGACUUAUAUGAACUCUACAGGCUUGUUGUACAACAUGGUGGAUUAGUUGAAAUAAUAAAUAAAAAAUUGUGGCGAGAAAUUACGAAAGGACUUAAUUUGCCUUCAUCAAUUACCUCAGCCGCUUUUACCCUCAGAACUCAGUACCAGAAAUUUCUUUACGAUUACGAGUGUGAAAAAGAAGGUUUAAGCAAUCCAGCAGAUCUGCAACAAGCUAUCGAUGGUAAUCGGCGAGAAGGUCGCCGUAAUACAACUAAUAGCUCUGCAUUUCCAGCACUUACUUAUUCGGUUGCUGGUGCCUCUGGAUUGCUCACCAAACAUUUAAACGGAUCUCUCAAUCUUCGCAAUGGACUGGAAGAGGAUGUAGCUUUGAGACCAUCAGUAUCGCAACAAGCCGCAUUAGUGGCAGCUUACAGAGCUGAACAUUAUGCUGCACUUGAAGCUCAACAGCGGCAGUUCGAACGGGCGCAGAGAGCUGCAGUUGAGGCUGUUGCUCGCCAAUCAUUGCAUGCAUCUGCUGUAUCAGGGCGUGAAUCUACAUCGUCAGUAGAUUCGGAUGGUCAUCCUCCUGCGAAACGUUUACGUAAUUCUUCAUCAGUUACAAUAGGAGGUAAUGAUGAGAAUGACACUGCAUUUACUAAUCAGACGAUGGAUAAAUUAUUCAGUGGGAUACCUUCAGCGCAUUUGAAAAUAACUAGCAGAAAAGAUGGACAUAAUUCAGAGAAUUCGUUAGUAGUCUCAAUGGAAAUCAACGGUGUAAUGUAUCAGGGCGUAUUGUUUGCACUGAAUGGAAAUUCCUCAAGAAAUUCAUCGUCAGAAAAUGUCUCUGGAUUAAAUCUUUCAAAUUCAAUGAAGAUUGCUUUAUAG